GCCCGCGGACCAGGCGGGGGCCGGCGUGGGGCGGAGCCAGUGCGUGCGGCGUGACGCCAUCCCGCUGCGACCGGCGCUCCGCGGGGCAGCUGGCUGCGGAGCUGUGGCGGAGGUGACCAAAGCCACAUAAUGUCCGUAGUCCGUUCAUCCGUCCAUGCCAAAUGGAUCGUGGGGAAGGUGAUUGGGACAAAAAUGCAAAAGACUGCUAAAGUGAGAGUAACCAGGCUUGUUCUGGAUCCAUAUUUAUUAAAGUAUUAUAAUAAGCGGAAAACCUACUUUGCCCAUGAUGCCCUUCAGCAGUGCACAGUCGGAGAUAUUGUGCUGCUCAGAGCUUUACCUGUUCCACGAACAAAGCAUGUGAAACAUGAACUAGCCGAGAUCGUUUUCAAAGUUGGAAAAGUCAUAGAUCCAGUGACAGGAAAGCCCUGUGCAGGAACUGCCUACCUGGAGAGUCCAUUGAGUUCAGAAGUCACGCAGCUAAGCAAAAACCUGGAAGAACUCAGUGUCUCUUCAGCACAGUGAAGGGGGUGUGGAAGAAGGAGCUAAAGGGAAAGACUGCCAUGUUUAUGUUAUGGAAAAACAGUGUUUUCUGUUUCAUCUCAAACUCGGUCUGUGGUGUUUAUGAAAUAGCUAAAAGCAAAUGAAGUAAAGGGCACAUUAUGGUUUUUCAUAGCGGUCUGUGGUCAUGUUUCACAUUGUCUGCUCCGUGAACAUACUUCACGUUUCACUAAGUGUGGCUGUCAGUCUGUUGCAUUUUGUAAGCUCACUGUUUUAGAAGGUUUUGUUUUUGUUUUUUGAGACAGGGUCUCGCUUUGUUACCUGGGCUGGAGUGCAGUGGUAUGAUCUUGGCUUACUGCAGCCUCACCUCCCUGGCUCCAACAUCUUUCCACCCCAGCCUUCUGCAUAGCUGGGAACAUAGGAGCGUGCCACUACACCUUGCUGAUUUUUUGUAAAUUUUUUAGACAGAGUCUCUGUGUGUUACCAAGGCUGGCCUUGAACUGGGAACAGUCUGCCCAUCUUGGCCUCCCACAGUGCUGGGAUUACAGGCCUGAGCCACUGUGCCCAGCCAGUUUUCUUUUUUGCAUUCAAAGGAAUCUUGAACUUAUCUUAGAGCCUUUAUUUUGAAGGAAUAAAGGCUUUUUUUUUUUUUUUUUGGAGACAGUUUCGCUCUUGUUGCCCGGGCUGGAGUGCAAUGGCAUGAUCUUGGCUCACCACAACCUCAGCCUCCACCUCCCGGGUUCAAAUGAUUCUCUUGCCUCAGGCUCCCGACUAGUUGGGAUUACAAUCACGCACUAACACGCCUGGCUGAUUUUGUAUUUUUAGUAGAGACGGGGUUUCACCAUGUUGGUCAGGCUGGUCUCAAACUCCUGACUUCAGGUGAUCCAUCCACCACAUCCUCCCAAAGUUCUGGGAUUACAGGCGUGAGCCACUGCGCCUGGCUGGAAGAAAGCCUUUUAAUACAAACAGAUAAGUCCACAUUAAGUGAAUAUUUUUGAUGCUAUAUAUGCAAAAUAAAUCUUUUUCUGAUUUCAUCAGUUCCAAAGGGAAAUAAUAUGCUUAUGGUCAGAAUUUUUUCGAUCAAGCUGUGUUAAUAAGAAUGUUGACGUGUGGAAAAUAAAAUUUUACAAUUCUGU
Molecule: messenger RNA, 1634 nt
Organism: Cebus imitator (Panamanian white-faced capuchin)
Lineage: Eukaryota; Metazoa; Chordata; Mammalia; Primates; Cebidae
Gene: MRPS17
Product: mitochondrial ribosomal protein S17
Exons: 3
Coding region: 130-522 (130 amino acids)
Biological process (GO): mitochondrial translation
Cellular component (GO): ribosome; mitochondrial small ribosomal subunit
Molecular function (GO): structural constituent of ribosome
Source: RefSeq, a predicted model, not a curated record